This is a messenger RNA of Colletotrichum tamarilloi, 630 nucleotides long. RefSeq names its product methyltransferase domain-containing protein. The transcript is spliced from 3 exons. Lineage: Eukaryota; Fungi; Ascomycota; Sordariomycetes; Glomerellales; Glomerellaceae. The record is from RefSeq and is a predicted model, not a curated record. The coding region runs from base 1 to 630 and encodes 209 amino acids.
AUGUCUCUGAUGCGAAAACUGACGUUGCACUACAGCGUGCCGCCAAAUGUGCAGUUCCAGGUCGAAGAUAUCGAAGAGGACUGGCACUUCUCGCUGCCCUUUGACUACAUCCACAGCCGAAUGAUGACGGGUAGCAUAGUAGACUGGAAGAUCUAUCUCCGCCGUUGCUUCGACAACCUCAACUCAGGAGGUUACCUCGAACUCAACGACAUUGAUGCAAUCCCCCUCUCCGAUGACGGCACCCUCACCGAGGAAUGCACCCUUAAGAAGAGCUUCAGCCUCUGGUCCGAAGCUAUCGCGAUCCUCGGGUCCCCGUUCGAGAAGUUUAACCGCCUAGAAGGCGUCCUGGCCGAGGUCGGGUUCGAGGACGUUCGCGUUGAGCGGUUCAAGUGGCCGACGAAUAGCUGGCCAAAAGACCCCAAGUUCAGGGAGCUGGGGAUCUGGAAUCAUGAAAAUAUUGCGCCGCACUUGGAGGGCAUGUUCAUGGCUGGGAUUACCCGCGGAUUGAAAUGGACCGAGCAGGAAGUUCACGAACUUGCUGUCAAGGCGCGAAAGGACUUUGAUGAUACGAGCAUACAUGCUUACUUCCAGAUCUGGUCUAUCUAUGGGAAGAAGCCCGUGAAGGCUUGA